UUUAAUAAAGUAUAGAUCUUCGGUUUGUUUAGUUGGUACUGCUCAAACAGGGUUAACGUAACCUUUUUAAUUUUCAUUCCUCGCCUCUUUUGACGUGCUUCUUCGUGCAAAAUGACGAAGGGUACAUCUAGCUUUGGUAAGCGUCGGAAUAAGACGCACACAUUGUGCAGACGAUGUGGACGUAGUUCGUAUCAUAUCCAAAAAUCACAAUGCGCACAGUGUGGAUACCCUAAGAAAAAGAUGAGAUCAUACAAUUGGUCGAUCAAAGCAAAAAGGAGGAAGACUACUGGAACUGGUAGAAUGCGUCAUCUGAAAAUUGUCCGUCGUAAAUUCAAGAACGGAUUCAGAGAAGGUUUGCCAAAACAUAAAACUGUUGCUGCUAAAUAAUAUACAAUACAUUCAUCAUAAUGUUAUUAAGCUACAUAACUUUAACAUCCAAUAAAACAAAGUUUUGGAA
Messenger RNA from Vespa crabro (European hornet), 457 nucleotides. It is a transcript of the gene RpL37a, whose product is annotated as 60S ribosomal protein L37. The record is from RefSeq and is a predicted model, not a curated record. Gene Ontology annotation, molecular function: RNA binding; structural constituent of ribosome. Lineage: Eukaryota; Metazoa; Arthropoda; Insecta; Hymenoptera; Vespidae. Gene Ontology annotation, biological process: translation. Gene Ontology annotation, cellular component: cytosolic large ribosomal subunit; ribosome. The transcript has 4 exons. Bases 112 to 387 code for a protein of 91 amino acids.